Kogia breviceps (pygmy sperm whale) is the source of this 1425-nucleotide messenger RNA. RefSeq names its product solute carrier family 36 member 3 (gene SLC36A3). Gene Ontology annotation, molecular function: glycine transmembrane transporter activity; L-alanine transmembrane transporter activity; amino acid:proton symporter activity. The coding region runs from base 1 to 1425 and encodes 474 amino acids. The record is from RefSeq and is a predicted model, not a curated record. Gene Ontology annotation, biological process: proline transmembrane transport; proton transmembrane transport; glycine transport. The transcript has 10 exons. Lineage: Eukaryota; Metazoa; Chordata; Mammalia; Artiodactyla; Physeteridae.
AUGCUGAAGAUCUCACUGCUUGCAAGGGACAGCAACAGCGAGCCCAAGUCCUUGGAUGAUGGGUCCAAGUCACUCUCGGAGAGUAGCAGUAGCAUCACUUCAGAGAGUGUCCAUCCUGAAGAGGAAGCCAAUGGAUUAUCGAUUAUGCAAACCUUGAUUCACUUAUUGAAAUGCAAUAUUGGCACGGGGCUCCUGGGACUUCCUCUGGCCAUGAAAAAUGCCGGCUUAUUGGUCGGUCCUUUCAGCCUGCUUGCCAUCGGGAUCCUCACCGUGCACUGCAUGGUCAUCCUGUUGAACUGUGCUCAUCACCUAAGUCAGAGACUGCAGAAGACUUUUGUGAACUAUGGAGAGGCCAUGAUGUACAGCCUCGAAACCUGCCCAAGCGCCUGGCUGAGGACCCACUCAGUGUGGGGAAGGUACACUGUCAGCUUUUUAUUAAUCAUCACCCAGUUGGGCUUCUGCAGUGUUUAUUUUAUGUUUAUGGCAGACAAUUUACAACAGAUGGUGGAAGAAGCCUACGUGACCUCCAACACCUGCCAACCCAGGAAGAUCCUGGUGCUGACCCCCACCCUGGACAUCCGUUUCUACAUGCUGACAGUCCUGCCCUUCCUGAUCCUGCUGGUGUUUAUCCAGAACCUCAGGGUGCUGUCCGUCUUCUCCACACUGGCCAAUAUCACCACCCUGGGGAGCAUGGCUCUGAUCUUUGAGUAUAUCGUGCAGGACAUUCCAGAUCCCAGGAACCUACCCUUGGUGGCAAGCUGGAAGACUUUCUUGCUGUUCUUCGGUACAGCCAUCUUCACGUUUGAAGGCGUCGGUAUGGUUCUGUCUCUCAAAAACCAGAUGAAGCAUCCACAGCAGUUUUCUUUUGUUCUGUACUUGGGGAUGUCCCUUGUCAUCGUCCUCUACAUCUGCCUGGGGACACUGGGCUACAUGAAGUUUGGGUCGAACACCCAGGCCAGCAUCACCCUCAACUUGCCCAAUUGCUGGUUGUACCAGUCGGUCAAGCUGAUGUACUCCAUCGGCAUCUUCUUCACUUACGCCCUCCAGUUCCACGUGCCAGCUGAGAUCAUCAUCCCUGUCAUCAUCUCCCAGGUGUCAGAGAGCUGGGUGCUGUUUGCAGACCUGUCUGUUCGCACGGCCUUGGUCUGUCUGACCUGUGUCUCAGCCAUCCUCAUCCCCCGCCUGGACCUGGUCAUCUCUCUGGUGGGCUCCGUGAGCAGCAGUGCCCUGGCCCUCAUCAUCCCGCCCCUCCUGGAGAUCACCACCUUUUACCCUGAAGACAUGAGCUGUGCCACCAUUGCAAAGGACAUCAUGAUCAGCAUCCUGGGCCUUUUGGGGUGUGUAUUUGGAACAUACCAAGCCCUCUAUGAGUUGAUCCAACCCAUCAACUAUUCCAUAGCCAACUCCACAGCUGUCUAUGCAUAA